CCCCGAACUCUGAACUUGUUGACCGUUUCAAAUGUCUUUCUUCGCCCGUGCAGGCCGCUUAGCAGCGCGUCGUGCUCAAGGAGCCACUCCACGCACGGUCGCGACAAAGAAAACGUCUGGUGUAACUAAGGCAUCUGCGAGCACUGCGGCCAAGGAUGCGAAUAACUCCAAGGAAACCGACCUGUUGCAGAGCAUAUCGGGUGUACCUGAAUCCUACGAGCCUGGUGUCGAGGGACUUCCGGAGGCCGUGACUUCAGCUUCCACCGCGUCCUUCGCGACGCCUCAGGCAGCCUUCGUCGGGGAACUACAGCCAGGAAAUGAUCCUCUCGCGACAGACUGGUCACGGAGCUACUAUGGGUUAUCCAGUCAGGCAUACUCCAAAGACAUUGCAGAUGUCCUACUUGCCCCGAUUGAUGAAAGGGACAUCGAAAUAAAACCUGACGGCUUGAUUUAUCUUCCGGAGAUUAAGUACCGUCGUAUACUAAACAAAGCAUUCGGUCCCGGAGGUUGGGGACUAGCUCCCAGAACCGAAACCAAUGUUGGUCCAAGAGUCGUCAGUAGGGAAUAUGCCCUUGUUUGCAUGGGAAGGUUGGUGGCGAUAGCCAGAGGUGAACAAGAGUAUUUCGACCCUUCUGGCAUUCCUACUGCUACAGAAGCGUGCAAAAGCAAUGCCCUCAUGCGAUGUUGUAAAGACCUUGGCGUGGCUAGUGAGCUGUGGGACCCUCGUUUCGUACGCGAGUUCAAGGAGAAGUAUUGCGUAGAAGUGUGGGGCGAGCACAUCACUACUAAGAAGAAGAAGAGGCUUUGGAGGCGCAAGGACCAACCGAAGUUAGAAUAUCCAUAUAGAGAGUAGACAUCACACUAUAACAAGAACUCCGUUCUUCGGUAAGGAGAGCUGCGUAUUCUCACAUUCUUCCUCUGCUCUCACCCAGUCGUAAACGCAAGCUAUCAGUUUGCUCACAUAGUCCUAUCCUGCUUUCGUACACUCGCAAGAUUGUUCUGUCAUCCUCUCUGCAGAAAACUCCGCUCUUAGGUCAAUGCCAUAACUAACAUGGAUGAUGAUUUCUCCGUGG
Molecule: messenger RNA, 1073 nt
Organism: Pisolithus orientalis
Lineage: Eukaryota; Fungi; Basidiomycota; Agaricomycetes; Boletales; Pisolithaceae
Product: mgm101p
Exons: 6
Coding region: 32-853 (273 amino acids)
Biological process (GO): recombinational repair; interstrand cross-link repair
Cellular component (GO): mitochondrial nucleoid; mitochondrial chromosome
Molecular function (GO): single-stranded DNA binding
Source: RefSeq, a predicted model, not a curated record